GCUACAGUGCUGCAAAACAUGUGAGUGAAUGCAGCUGAGCUGUUUUGUUUAUAUAUUAAACUUGAUGUCAUUUGUUUGGUUUAUAUUCUCAAUUUUUUAGCUAACAACGAAAAAGAUGGCUUCAAAUCAACUGGUCAAACAUUUGGGUGGUAAAGUCAAGCCGGUAUUAUCAUUGAAUCAAACGGAAGCUCGUCGUCGUGUUUUGAAUCUAUAUCGAGCUUGGUAUCGACAAAUACCAUAUAUUUGCUAUGAAAUGGAAUUACCAGUCAAUGAUAAACAGAUGCGCAAUAAAGUUCGUGAACUAUUCCUAGCAAAUCGACAUAUAACUGAUGUACGUGUGAUCGAUAUGUUGGUCAUUCGUGGUCAAAUGGAAUUGAAUGAUACAAUCAAUAAAUUUAAAUCUCAUAUGCAUGUGAUGGCCUAUUUCAAUGAACAUCAAAAUCCUAAAGAUUUCCUUUCGAAAUUUUUGUCCGGUCAUAGUAAUGAAUAGAUCAUAAUAUUGUAACUUAUUAUACAAUAAUAAAAAUAUUAGAUUAUCACAUGUAAAACAAGUUAAAAUAAAUUGGUUAGAUUUGA
This is a messenger RNA of Dermatophagoides farinae (American house dust mite), 576 nucleotides long. It is a transcript of the gene ND-B14, whose product is annotated as NADH dehydrogenase (ubiquinone) B14 subunit. Gene Ontology annotation, cellular component: respiratory chain complex I. The record is from RefSeq and is a predicted model, not a curated record. Gene Ontology annotation, biological process: response to oxidative stress. Lineage: Eukaryota; Metazoa; Arthropoda; Arachnida; Sarcoptiformes; Pyroglyphidae.